This is a messenger RNA of Camellia sinensis, 2339 nucleotides long. Its product is annotated as deneddylase. The record is from RefSeq and is a predicted model, not a curated record. Lineage: Eukaryota; Viridiplantae; Streptophyta; Magnoliopsida; Ericales; Theaceae.
AAAAAUAAAACCCUAGCUUCAUUUCAGAGCUCGAAAAACCCUCAUCAAUGGCGUUUAUUCAAUCUCUCUCUACAUCUACUCCCUUCCAUCUCUCUCACCGCCAGUCUGUCUCCUCCAAAAACCUCACAAUAUUUCCCAAAAUACGCCUCAGAAUUCUUGGAAAUUCUUGUCCAGUCCUCGCAUGUUCGGCUCCGAAGUCGACUCCGGCGACCGAGCAGGACAUACUCGAAGCCGUCGCGGAGUCCGACGGAAAGUCGCUUCCCGGCGUGAGAACUUACGAGAACGACUUGGCUCGGCUUACGCUGGUUGGAGCCGUGGAUUUUGAGCAGGCGUUAACGGCGGCCGCCGCAGACGGCGGUGAGACCGCCGCCGAACAUAUUGCUUCCGGCAUGCCGGCGAUGGUUGUGGAGACCGUGUUUCCUGGCCCUCCCGACGAGCGUAGCACCGUCUCGACACGACUGUUUUUGCCAGCUAGAAAAGUUAAAGAGAAAGCCAAAAAGCUCAAAAGUUAUCUCACUGAAGAUAUCCUCUCCAACACUACAUCUAGGAAUAUACUUGCCAUGACAUUUAGACAAGUGGUUAUGGAACAGCUUUGGAAUUUUGAACUGGUAUUGUUUAGACCUGGAACUGAAAGAAAUAUGAAGGAGCUUCAAAAUCCUAGAGAGCAGGUCACUGCAUCAUUUGCCCUUAGCUCAUCAGAUGAACUGGUUAUUUCUUUGCUUGGAGAAGUUGUUUGCCUUGCUGCUCUUGAAAGCACUGAAAGACAUUUUCUUCGUAACUCUCUGGGAAGAACAUCAAAUAACUUUUUCCACUGGUUUCACAAGCCUGAAAGGAUUGCAUCAACAGAUUCAUCAGUUACCAUAUAUAAGUUAUUUGACGAUGAGAUUAUUGCAAGUGCUAAAAGUUUGCUUGAAACUUUUAACUCGGAAAAGGGCAAUUACAAGCCUUUGCAAUCAAAUGUGAAUUACUCAUGGUGGACAUUACCAAUAUAUUCUAAAUUAGAAAAGAUUGGUGGUCCUGAGUUUAUUACAUGGAUUAACGAGUAUGUACCUGCUUAUCUGCUUCAAAUUGACACUGAUCGACUUCACAAUGUAAAGUUUGAAGGUUGGAAAAAAUCUGCUGAGAAUAGAUGGGAAGUCCUUCUGACCCACUUUCAAAUGGUUGGGUUGGCUAACAUUCUAGACAUGUACUAUGACGAUUCGUACACACUUCCAAGUAAACAACUACGUGGUACGAUUGCAAAACCUGUCAACUUGUUCACUAAUAAGAGAAUCACUUCACUGCUGAAAUUGUUCUCCAUUACUCUUGCAAGUGGAUUUUUUCUUGUUACCAUCAGCAUUUUUGGUCAACUUUGUCUGCCUUACUUGCGUACUGGAAGAAAGUACCCCAGCGAAAAUCAUUCUCUUCAAUCAUCUGAGAUUGACUAUAUGCUGCAUCGGGAUAUUGAAUCUACUAAGUUGGAAGAUUUUUGCAUCUCAAUUGUGAAAAAAAUCAAAGACGCCUUUGGCUGGCCUGGGAAUAUAAUGACAGAAAAGAGUGUUGGUGCCUGGAUUGGUGAACUUCCAGCAGUCUUAAGAAAGCUUGGUGAGGCUGAUUUGAGCCUUGGAGAGAUUCCAUCUAGCUCUGCUCCAUUAAAGGAGAAUGAUGAAGAAUUGGGGACAUCCACUCAGGAUAUUGCAAGUUAUCAGGUGGUUCUAUCCACUGAUGGAAAGAUUGUUGGGUUCCAACCUACAAGCCGGGUGGCUGUUAAUCAUUGGGCAGCCAAUCCGUUAGCCAAAGAGCUCUAUGGUGGAAGAAAACUUUCCCCUGGUUUUAUUGAACCCGGUCUUAAGAAAAUCAAUCCAAGAGAUCUUGUUGUAUUAGAAUUGUUGAUGUCCGUAAAUCCCCAUUCAAGUUUUGCAUUGGCCAGGCUGGUUGAAUGAUUAUUGUGCAACGACUGUAAGUUAGAAGUAAUUCACACAGCUGUAACAUAUUUCAAGUGCGAGUUCUGAUGUGACAAUCGAGGAGUCUUUUGGUGGAUGCCAAUAAUAUUUAAUUAAAUUUUGUUUGUUCAUCGAUGCUCUGUUGUUUGAAGAUGAAUUUCUAUCGCAUGUUUCUGAUUUUUAUGGUUUCUUCUCAUUGUAAUUGAGUCAAUUUGUUUUAUAAUAGAAGCUAAUAGUGUCACUAAUAGCUUAGAUUUGAACUUUUUUGUGGAUAAACAGUGUAGUGUUGAAUGGUAAUCUAGUAAGGGCAUGUUUGAUUGUCCUAAAAGGCGAAUUGGGAGUCUCUUAAAUUGUAAUUCGAUUUUGGGGAAUGCUGGAGUCUCAUUGGAAUUGAAAUGACAAUUUUUCUCUCAUUAA